This is a messenger RNA of Micropterus dolomieu (smallmouth bass), 1312 nucleotides long. RefSeq names its product ankyrin repeat domain 53 (gene ankrd53). The record is from RefSeq and is a predicted model, not a curated record. NCBI's taxonomy places the organism in Eukaryota, Metazoa, Chordata, Actinopteri, Centrarchiformes, Centrarchidae. Gene Ontology annotation, cellular component: spindle pole. Gene Ontology annotation, biological process: mitotic metaphase chromosome alignment; regulation of mitotic spindle organization; regulation of mitotic cytokinesis. The transcript is spliced from 6 exons. The coding region runs from base 8 to 1204 and encodes 398 amino acids. Gene Ontology annotation, molecular function: protein binding.
CGUUUCCAUGAAGACCAUGAAACCCGUCAACAAACCCAUGAGACGGAGACGUGGGAUUGUAAAAACCGGAAGGUUACCCACAGGGCUCCCCCGGGAGGACACGUGUCCAGCUGUUGCUGUUGGGAUCCAUGGGAAGCUGGAAGUCAGUGUGAACACAGAGGGUCUGUCAGCCCUCCACAUGGCCUGCCUUUAUGGCCAGCUGUCUACUGUUCAGCUCCUGGUGGAGUCCGGGCUAGUGUGGAUUCACAGCAGCGAUCACCAGGGACGCCAGCCUGUUCACAUGGUCUUGUCCUCCCGGAGCUCACCCAACACCUCCUCGUGCCUCAGAUACCUCCUGGAGCACGGGGCCAACGUCAAUGUUGCCACAGAUUCAGGGUCGACCCUGCUGCACCUGGCUGCCUCUGAAGGCCUGCUGGACUGCACAGAGAUCCUUGUGCAGGCUGGAGCAGAUGUGCUGGCCAAGGACAGCAUGGGACACACUGCUCUGGACUUGGCACGCAUCUGUUGCCGCAGGAAGGUAGCAAGGUAUCUGAAAAGCUGCGUAUGGCAGCAAGAUAAGAAGAAAGAAAUGCAGGAGAGGAGGUUGGUUCAAGCUUUAUACAGAGAUCUCGUGGACAGGGCCAAGCUUAAUGAGCUCAAUAAAAAGACACUUAAUGAUUUGAAGACGGCAGAGUGGGCCAACAGGAAAAGCUUGCCCCUCCUAAAGGAUUUCUCCCCACGUGUCCUGGUCAGCCAGUACCACACCCAGUGCCUCUCGUCAGAUCAGAACACAAAACAUGCCAAGCACCCAUUGAAGCACCAGCCAGGAGGCCCUCAGGAGGACAGGAGCACCUCCACUAAGCAACCUCAUGCCUCAUCCUCCAGGCCCUGGACCAUUUUCAUGGGCCUCCAGCCUGAGAAGCCCCCCAAAGAACCAGACCUCCGGGACAGCAUCACAGUGUGGAGGGACAGCAGCAGCACGAAGCCUCACUACACCACUAAGUGGGACAGCAGACCUCAUCCCACUCCUGACCUACCCCUGGAUGUCCUUGAGAGGGUGUUGUUCCCCAGAGCCUUCCCUUCCAGGAUCGCGUCCCCUCGGUACUUUGAGCCACAGAACAUUGAGGAGGUCCAGCGCCGAGGAUACCCCCAGGGGCGGAGAACCUCCCCCUGGACAGAAGUGGCCAUGCACCUGGCUGAGGUACUGGAGCCCGGGCACUACUGAUCAUCGUUCUCUGUACUGGAAGAGCAUCAACUACACCUGCGAUUAGUAGAUGAGUUUAAAUAGAUGUAUUAAAACACAUCAAAAUAUAUGAAAUGUUUCAUCCAAGUA